GGGACGGCAGGCUAUGUGUGUGUUAGUGAGUGUGUCUGAGGCUCGUCGAGCAGCAGGGGAACUUGAAAACUUCACCGCGUUCACCGAGGGACAUCUCUGACCGGAGAUUUGGCGUUUAGGGAGCCGAAUCCGCCGCUCCCAGUCCAGCUGUGAUCGACAGAGGAGGACCGGUCCGGUUCUCAGCACUGGAACGAUUUCCGGCCAACAUGGAUGAUUUAGAUGCUUUGUUGGCGGACCUUGAGUCCACAACAUCCCACAUUGCCAAGCAUCCUCUCUUCCUGUCUGACGAGACCGCCUACUCCUUCCCUGUGGGGAGUCAGACCCAGCCAGACAUCUGCUCUCCAUCCCAAGUCCCAUCCACUCCCUCUGAGCAGACCCUAAACGGACUGGAUGAAACAGAGUCCUUCAGCUCAGCUCAGAGAAGUCCCUGGUCUAGAGAUAGCAGCAGUCCAACACAACCCAUCGGUGGAGAGGACCACGUUUACAGUUUCCCUAAUAAGCAGAAGAGUAGUGAGUCAUCAGCUGUUGCCAUGAACUCAUCCUUGGGCAGCAACCUGUCUGAGCUGGACCGCCUGCUGUUGGAGCUCAACGCUGUCCAGCAGAGCACCCCUGCCUUCCCCACAGAAGAAGAAGCAGCUCCUCCGCUGCCUGCCAGCAGCGUCAUCCACCAUAUCCAUGAGAAUGGAGUUGCAGGCAAGGCUCCUCCACCUGCAUUGGAGAAGCCCAAACGCAGUGCUGCAGCUCGAGGAGUAGGAGAUGUACGACCAAGUGUAGAGAGACUUCUGGAUGAGCUGGAAAGUUCUGUGCCCGCACCCAUUCCUACACCGUUGGUUGUGUCAGACAAACAAACAGAUGGACAAGAGGAAACACCAGCACAGCAGCAGGCCAGGAUGUCUGCCUCCUCUGCCACACGAGAGCUGGAUGAGCUAAUGGCCUCCCUGUCUGACUUCAAAGUCCAAAGCAAUAUUCAGUCCCAAGGAAAGACUUCUCCCACCGGUCCCCCCAAACCAGCCAACAAGCUGGACAACAUGCUGGGAAGCCUGCAGUCGGACCUCAACAGACUUGGAGUCCAGACGGUGGCUAAAGGUGUCUGCGGAGCCUGCAAGAAACCCAUUGUUGGGCAGGUGGUGACUGCCAUGGGCAGAACGUGGCACCCCGAGCACUUUGUGUGCACCCACUGCCAGGAGGAGAUAGGCUCCAGGAACUUCUUUGAGCGGGAUGGGCAGCCUUACUGUGAGAAAGACUACCACAGCCUGUUCUCACCGCGAUGCCACUACUGUAAUGGACCCAUACUGGAUAGAGUGGUGACUGCUUUGGACAAGACUUGGCACCCAGAGCACUUCUUCUGUGCCCAGUGUGGAGCCUUUUUUGGACCAGAAGGUUUCCAUGAGAAGGAUGGAAAGGCAUUCUGCAGAAAGGACUACUUUGACAUGUUUGCCCCUAAAUGUGGUGGCUGUGCCCGUGCCAUCCUUGAGAACUACAUCUCUGCUCUAAACUCACUCUGGCACCCUGAAUGCUUCGUCUGCAGGGAGUGCUUCACGCCAUUCAUAAACGGCAGCUUCUUUGACCACGAGGGCCAGCCGUACUGUGAGUCGCACUACCACGAGCGGCGCGGCUCGCUGUGCUCCGGCUGCCAGAAGCCCAUCACCGGCCGCUGCAUCACUGCCAUGGGCAAGAAGUUCCACCCAGAGCACUUUGUGUGCGCUUUCUGCCUCAAGCAGCUCAACAAAGGCACCUUCAAGGAGCAGAAUGACAAGCCCUACUGCCAAGGCUGCUUCAUUAAACUCUUCAGUUAGACUGUGCGUUUGUGUAUAAAUGUGUGUGUGCACACGCGUCGACACAUUUAUUUACGUGCCUGAAUGCACGUGUGGAUGAGUGUGCACUCAAAUGUCUAGCAUGUAUGAGUCAGUGAAGUGUUUUUCUGAGUCUGUGAUCACAUCACAAGAGUGAGAAAUGUCUCUGACCAUUGACCCUUCACUCUGAAGGGACUUCCCUGGCUGUCCAACCUCUCAGGCUUGGCAUUUCACACUUUUGCUAAGGACGUUUUUAAACAGAGCCCAAAGAGAUUUUUAUUUAGCAUUUUAUUCCUGUGUGUGCAGCAAAGAAAAUGCAUUAAUUUCCCCUUGUGUGUGUACAGAUAGAAGCAUAUGAGGGCCAAAUUAAGAAGUCCUCAGAGGCCCGAUUUGUAAAUGAUUUUAUUCCCCCAUUGCAGGGCAAGACCUUGCACCAUAUGGUGGUUUUGUUUGAUUGCAUGGACCAUGGAGAGUUGACUUAAGCGGUUUCAAAAUAUGUUGAGUGUUAAAUACCCAGUGCUUGGCCAAUGAGCACUGAAAAUACUCUAUGAAAAAGAUGUAUUUUUCUAGCUUUGGAAACUAUUGAGGUGCCAUUUAAAAUGAAAACACUCCAUGUGUACAUGCACACAGACACACACUGAACUUCUUCAAUUCUUUAAAAUACCAGUUCAAACUCUUUGCACACUCUAACCACAGAUCUCUUGAUGAGACCAUCUUAAGGUGCGUUUUACAGGUGUCGGCAAGAUAUUAGCUAGCCCUUAUUUUUCUACUGUUUUACUAUGAAAAUGAACCCAGAUGCUUUCUCAGUUUCAGCAUACAUUACAUUCACAUUUGUGUUUUCAUUUUUUCCCAGCGGAAGUGAAAUCAAACAUUAGAAAGUAAUCACACUGAACUUUUUCCCCCUGUAGCAACUUGGGAGUUUGUUUUUACUUCCCUAUUGCAAAGUGUGUGUUGUGUCACAUACAUUUGAAUAAUGUUCAAAUAAAAUUUAACGGUUGCGACAGGAUAGUAAAUGGAUAGUAAAGGAUAGUAAAUGUACAAUGGUUAUUAAUAUUGAUCUUGUGGUGCAAUUUAAAACAAGCCAAGACAAAAUUAAUUGUAUUCUCCAGUUUAAAAGCGGAGAUUUCACUGCUGUAUUUGCCCACACAGUAUAAAUUCAGAAGAAUUCAA
Messenger RNA from Micropterus salmoides (largemouth bass), 2963 nucleotides. RefSeq names its product paxillin-like. The record is from RefSeq and is a predicted model, not a curated record. The transcript has 11 exons. NCBI's taxonomy places the organism in Eukaryota, Metazoa, Chordata, Actinopteri, Centrarchiformes, Centrarchidae. The coding region runs from base 207 to 1796 and encodes 529 amino acids. Gene Ontology annotation, biological process: transforming growth factor beta receptor signaling pathway; substrate adhesion-dependent cell spreading; endothelial cell migration.